This is a messenger RNA of Moneuplotes crassus, 2237 nucleotides long. The record is from the annotation of a GenBank genome assembly. Lineage: Eukaryota; Ciliophora; Spirotrichea; Euplotida; Euplotidae.
UAAAAAUGAAAAGAUUGAAGCUAUUAUCAAUAAUAGUUGGAAUAAUGCUUUGGAUUACAAAAGCAGAAGGUGAGACACAGAGACAAGAGUUUGAGAAGAGAGGUAUGCAAGAGACUUGAAGCAAUCAGAGGAGUAUGAAUAUCGGCAUAGAUGAUUUUGAGAGAAAGCUGAUGAAAGUAAAGGACUAUACAGAUUGAAAUAUCCUUGAUGCACAUCUCGGAGAUAGUGGAGACAUUUAUAUUAGCGGCUAUGGCUCUAGUGAAACAAGUGAAUUCUUUAUCUUGAGAAGCAGCGAAGAUUUCGAUAUGAGGUGGAUGAGAGUAGACGGAAAUCGGAAGCUGUAUAUGUCAGUCGAUCCUAAUGAACAGAGGGUCUUCAUUGCUGAGCAUUCAACUAGUUAUAUAGAAUUAGAAGAGAUUCCAGCAGGAACUGGAGCUACAGGCUCUAGAUAUAAUGUUGAUAAUCAUCAAAAUGAUGUACAUCUUUGAGGAAUGACUUUCGAGCCUGGUACCAGUUCACCAUUAUAUAUUGGGUCCAAUUCUUUAACCUCAAGUCCAGACAUAUGGUCUAAAACUCCUGGGUCAAUCUCUUCAAGAAUAUAUAACUUUGGAAACAAUGAAAAGUUUGGAAAAAUGGCUUACACUUCAAUCGGGGCCUUAUUGCUUCACCAGCAAGUGAACCAGGACUUGUAUAUGUCCCUUCUGUAUCUAACUCCAACAACUGAGAGCAGAAACCUUCAUUAUUUUGUGAAAUAUAUUUGCCCAAUUGGCCACUCAUGUUCGAAUGAUUUUGAAGGGUCUCAUGUUCUUGUAAACCCUUCUAAUAGUUCAGAUGGAUAUGCUUUACUUGAGUAUUCAGACGAUACAGAUAAAAUCACAUAUUUUAUAUUUGUCAGAAUGGACCUUUCGAGUAGAGCACUUAUUAAAGAAUAUGCAGUGGCAAAUUCUACUAUCCAGGGUUUUUAUAGUAUGAGACUUUAUCAAGAUAAUAUGUACUUCUUAGUCUCUGUUAAAACGGCAUCAGGAAAUAUUGGAAACGAGCUUCUUAUUUUUGAUACAACUUCAACCUCUACACCAUUUAAUAGUCUUCAUCAAUGUUGGAAUAGUAAUGAUGCAACGACUACUUGCCAAAGCCAGUACUCUACCACCGCUACUUUCAUUGCAAACCAAGGCCUACUGACCCAAAUGGUAAUAAACAAAGGAGCCUUCAUAUUCUUUGGGAAGUAUAAAGGAAGCUGAGUCAGAAUCAAAGCCAGUGAUCUCGUUUCCCUCCAAAACACCCAAGACUGGGACAACAAGGCUUCCUCCACUACAUAUUUCACUGAUGUCUCCUCUCUGACUUCCUUCCCCUUUGGCUGAGGAAACAGUUCUACAGCUGUCAAGGCAAACAAUGGUUAUGGCUGGUUUACCGGAGCAUCUUUUGUUACUGUUGAGCAGAACCAGAGUAGUAUCAUUGGUCAAGAUCAGGAUUUUGCUGUGGAAUCGAGCUUAAGUAUUGAUUUUAACAAAGGAGAGGAAGGAAUACAAAAUUCAAGCAUCACAUGAGGGCAAUAUGAUAUAUUCAGAUUCCGAUACAGCAUCACCAGCGUUAGUGACUCCGAAGUGUACAACCUGAUAAAAAUUGACCCAUAUACUGGUCAAAUUUCCUUUACCUCCACUGAUUAUGGAACAGAAGAUAGACAUUUCACUGCAAUCAUAACUAUAAGCUCGCCUUAUUUUGGAGAUGGGAUAAUUAUCACCAUUCCAAUCACAGUAUCUGAGGAACAUGAGUUCACUAAGCAACUAGAAGAACAGCAAAGAGUAUUUCGUAUAGCUUUAGGAAUAUCUCUUGCUGUUGGAAGCAUCUCUGCAUUCAUGCCAAAAUCUGAAUUUAAGGUCUUUGGAUGAUUAUUAAUCAGUAUCAGCUUUUGAUGCUCCUUACAAUGAUCGACACUGCUAUACAUCCUGAUAUUAGGAGGGUUAUAUAUUCUGCUAGUUUCAUAGCUUUAAAUUUUGAAGAAUUAAACAUCACAAAUGCUCUUGGAAUUGAUGAAGAGCUGAAUAAAAUGGAAAGGAAUCAUACUAACCAAGAUUGAAUGAACUAGGUUUUCCAAUUCUCUCUUCAUUCGUGACCAACAUAAAUGUGUUCCUUUCUUUGACCCUUACCUUAAUUCUACACAUUUUUGCCACAAUCUGCCUAUGCAUAAUCAGGACAUCAAUCAAAGAGUGUAAAAUAGACAAUGAAAUAAGAAGGUUGGA